Marmota flaviventris (yellow-bellied marmot) is the source of this 1686-nucleotide messenger RNA. Lineage: Eukaryota; Metazoa; Chordata; Mammalia; Rodentia; Sciuridae. The record is from RefSeq and is a predicted model, not a curated record.
AUGUCUGGCUCAGAGGCGGGGAGAGAUACCUGUUCAGAGGUCGAAAAGGAGGCCCCAAAAUUGAUGGCGGAAUUGACUGGAGAUGGCGAUGUCCUUACCCAUGUCCGCACAGGUGAAGGAGCAGACCCAGAAAGUUCAAGCGACACUGUCGAUUUUCACACUGAGGAGGACUUUCACCAUUUUGUCAGCAGUGAGGAAAGCCUGUACCAUCACCACCUAGAGGAAGAGGAGGAGACCGAGGAGGAAGAUGAAGAACGACAACAGCUUCAGGUAUGUGCGCAGUACCGGGAGAACAACCAUGAGGAUGAGGAUCAGGCCCUGGAGCAAUGGGUGACUUCAGAGACAUCUGCCCUCCCGCGACCUCACUGGCAAGUCCUUACUGCACUCAGGGAGCGGCAGCUGGGUUCCAGUGCUCGUUUUAUAUGUGAGGCCUGUGGGUCAAGAAUCUUUGUGCAGCGUUUCAGCUUCCAAUAUGGCCUUGAGGGCCAUUUAAGUUGUGUGAACACUGUGCAUUUUAAUCAACGUGGCACCUGGUUGGCUACUGGUAGUGAUGACCUACGGGUGAUCGUGUGGGAUUGGAUAGGGAAGCGGCCAGUACUGGACUUUGAGAGUGGCCACAAAAGUAAUGUCUUCCAGGCUAAUUUCCUUCCUAAUUGUGGUGAUUCCAUCCUCGCUACGUGUUCCCGUGAUGGCCAGGUACGGGUGGCAGAACUAUUGGCUCCAACAUGUGGGAAGAACAGUAAGUGUGUGGCCAAACAUAAGGGAGCUUGUCACAAGUUGGCCCUGGAGCCAGACUCCCCUUUUAAGUUCUUAAGUUCAGGUGAAGAUGCCAUUGUUUAUACCAUUGAUCUCAGACAAGGGCAGCCAGCUUCAAAAGUGGUGGUAACAAAAGAGAAGGAGAAGAAAGUGGGACUAUAUUCAAUCUCUGUGAAUCCCAGCAAUACCUACCAGUUUGCAGUGGGUGGACGAGAUCAGUUUGUAAGGAUUUAUGACCAAAGAAAAAUUGAUGAGAAUGAGAACAAUGGAGUACUUAAGAAAUUCGUUCCUCAUCACAUGCUCACCUGUGAUUUCAAAACAAGUAUCACCAGUCUUGUGUACAACCAUGAUGGCACAGAGCUCCUAGCCAGCUACAGUGAUGAAGAUAUUUACCUCUUCAACUCCUCUGACAGUGAUGGAGCUCACUAUGUUAAGAGAUAUAAGGGCCACAGAAAUGAUGCCACAGUGAAAGGUGUCAAUUUCUAUGGCCCCAGAAGUGAGUUUGUGAUGAGCGGUAGUGAUUGUGGACACAUCUUUCUCUGGGAGAAAACAUCUUGCCGGAUCAUUCAGUUCAUGGUGGGAGACAAGAAAGGUACGGUCAAUUAUCUUGAAGCCCAUCCUCACCUACCUGUGAUGGCAACUUGUGGCCUGGACCACGAUGCCAAGAUCUGGGCACCCACAGCUGCAGCCUCCACUGAGCUUACUGGGUUAAAGAAUGUGCUUAAGCAGAACAAGCAGAAAAGAGAUAUAGAUAACUUGUACAAUCCUGACAUGUUUGACAGUCACAAGCUUUGGUUCCUCACAAGUCACCUUACACAGAGAAAUCAUUACCAGCACUGGGGAGGUCCUGGCCUUCAGGGCAUGAGUGCAGACUUACUUGAGUCUUCCAGCACCUCAGAUACAUCUGAGGAAGAAGAAAGCCAAGACUGA